This is a messenger RNA of Anthonomus grandis grandis, 858 nucleotides long. RefSeq lists its product as uncharacterized. The coding region runs from base 127 to 696 and encodes 189 amino acids. Lineage: Eukaryota; Metazoa; Arthropoda; Insecta; Coleoptera; Curculionidae. The transcript is spliced from 3 exons. The record is from RefSeq and is a predicted model, not a curated record.
AACAAAAAGAAACAUUGAUCGUUAGCAUUAUAUGUCGCAUAUUUCUACCAAAGAAACCGAUUCAUUCUUAAAGUUAAAAGUAGCUUAUUACACUUUUAAAAGGCAUUUGGGACCAAUCGAAGCAAAAUGAGCCUAUUUUCUUCGCCUGCAUUUAGGAUUUUCAAUGCAGAGAGUAAGUGGAGAGAUGCCGACCGAACCGCUGUUAAACCUGGAGGCAACAAACUUCAAAUCAGGAAGCCCCUUGUGGACCGCUCGGUUAACUGCAACACACCCGAUGCUAAAAUAUCAGGAAAAGUUGCUGCCUCUGGAAAACAACCUCAAGUACUCCAGAAGAAAUGUGUAGAUUCUUGUGUCAGUACCUUAGGCUCUGACUUGGAGAUCGAUUAUGACUUAAAAUUCUCUUACAAAGAGAUCCAACAAGUCGAAGAUUUCAUGCCCUUCACCAAGAGAAUUGAAAUAAAUGAUGUCUACCACAUUAUGAAAAAUUACUUGGGCAAAGACUCCACUCCUCCACCAUCACCGACUAAAUUUGAUUUUCAGUGGGAGCCUUUAGAAAUUAAUAAUUCAAUCUGUGAUGAUUCAUUUAAAUCUACUAGUUCUUUUGAUAGUGAUGACAUAUCAUAUGCUAGGGAACUCCCUGAAUAUAACAAUAUUGAGUUGCCCCCGCCCAUUGAUUUUGAGGACUUUUGUAUGUAAUUUAUGCUGAGUUCAUUUCAGUAUUAUAAGUUUUGUUUAUUUAUUGACAAAUUUCCAUUUUUUGGGAUAAAUAUUAAAUAAAUAUUUUAGCACAUGUAGGGUGCCUUCUCUCUUUAAAACGUAUUUUCUUAUUUUUUUUAUAAAUAAAUCAAUAAAAAUCUA